This is a messenger RNA of Glarea lozoyensis ATCC 20868, 447 nucleotides long. Its product is annotated as MFS general substrate transporter. Gene Ontology annotation, molecular function: transmembrane transporter activity. Bases 1 to 447 code for a protein of 148 amino acids. Lineage: Eukaryota; Fungi; Ascomycota; Leotiomycetes; Helotiales; Helotiaceae. Gene Ontology annotation, biological process: transmembrane transport. The record is from RefSeq and is a predicted model, not a curated record. The transcript has 2 exons.
AUGGUACCAAUAUUACCAUUCCUACUACAAGAUCGCCUUUCUAUUCCAGACAACCACAUUCAAGCAUAUACCUCUAGUUUGCUUGUGGCGUAUGCAGCGCCGUCCCUUAUAUUUGCCAUUCCGAUUGGAUGGAUUACGGAUAAGAUUGGCACUCGACAACGACCUUUUCUUGCCGGGCUAUUAUUACAGUUGUUCGCUACAACCGCACUGGCAUUUGGACAGAGUAUUUCUGUCUUGAUCAUUGCAAGAUUAGUUCAAGGGAUAGCUGCCCCAGUCGUUUGGACGACAGGCCUUGCUAUGGUUCAGGAUACAACCUCGCCCCGAAAGAUUGGCCAGGUGCUCGGUCUAAUUUUUGCCGUCAUUUCUGUUGGCGAAGUCACUGCCCCGGUUGUAGGAGGAGUACUAUACGAAAAGUUGGGAUCACUGGAGUUUUCGGAGUUGCAAUAG